Messenger RNA from Toxotes jaculatrix (banded archerfish), 1394 nucleotides. RefSeq names its product NF-kappa-B inhibitor alpha-like. The transcript is spliced from 6 exons. NCBI's taxonomy places the organism in Eukaryota, Metazoa, Chordata, Actinopteri, Toxotidae. The record is from RefSeq and is a predicted model, not a curated record. The coding region runs from base 74 to 997 and encodes 307 amino acids. Gene Ontology annotation, molecular function: protein binding.
CGUUUGCUGCCCCACUCUGCCCUGAACUUUUGAUAGAGACGGAUCUGUUCCUUCUUACAGUCGCAAAGUCAACAUGGAUGUCCACAGAGUGUCUAACCACAAUCAAAUGGAUUAUAACAUCGACAACAUGGGACCCAAACACGGGAAAUUGAUGCCUUGUUCAGAGGACCGUUUUGACAGCGGCCUGGAUUCCCUGAAAGAGGACGAGCUGGUGAACGAGUUUGAGGACAUGACUGUGAACAUACGGGAUCACUCACAGGAAUACGAGCCUUGGAGAGCUGCAGUGACUGAUGAUGGUGACACGCCUCUCCACUUGGCCAUCAUUCAUGAAGCCACUGAACAUGCCCUUCAGAUGAUCAAACUGUCUCACAAUCACCCCUUCCUCAACCUGCAGAACAACCAGAGACAGACUGCCCUUCAUCUGGCAGUGAUCACAGAGCAGCCCCAGCUGGUGGAGAAACUCCUGAAGGCCGGCUGUGACCCACGGUUGGCUGACGACAGUGGGAACACGGCUCUCCACAUCGCCUGCAAGAGGGGCUCCCUCGCCUGCUUCGGUGUCAUUACCCAGAACUGCCAGCACCACCUUACCUCCAUUGUGUCUUUCCCCAACUACAAUGGACACAACUGUCUCCACUUGGCAUCUAUUAAUGGCUACAUUUCAUUGGUGGAAAGCCUUGUUCGGCUGGGUGCAGACAUCAACGCACAGGAGCAAUGCAGUGGACGGACAGCCCUCCACCUGGCUGUGGAUCUUCAGAACCCCACACUGGUCCGUUGCCUCCUCGAGCUCGGUGCCGACGUCAACAGCCUGAACUAUGGUGGCUUCACUGCAUACCACCUCACCUACGGGCGCCAGAACGAAGACAUCCGUUGCCAGCUGUACGAGAGGACGGCGCAGGAGCUGAGGGAGCUCCCCGAAAGCGAAUCAGAUGAGAGUGAUAUGGAGGAUCUGGACCUGUCGGAAGAUGAGCUGUACGACGACAUAAAAUUCGGAAAGUAAACAGACCCAUCCCUCUGCUGAUGGUAUGAACGACAGUGAAGCUGCUACUGGGUUGCCCAGCCACGGCCCCCUACGAGGGACAAAUCAGUAUCCGUCCCCCAUCCAGGUCCAAGUCCAAAGGUGCUGGCCCUGGGAACGCAAACAUGAAUGAAGAUGGCGUCCAGCCUGGUCAAAGCCAGUCUGGGUCACAGAACUCUGUGCCAAGAACCACAAAACUGCAAGACCGUGACCUCUAUGUAGUCCUUCUGUAUACUGUAUAAACAUAUUGUGUAUAUAUCAGACAUGUAAUAUAUUGUAAAUACAGAGAUAUUAUUUUUGUACCUGUACAUAUGGUGUGUGAAUUGAAACACUAUUAACAAAAAAAUGCUCAGAAUAAAAAGAAGUCUAUGAAUAUAAA